Molecule: messenger RNA, 5685 nt
Organism: Syzygium oleosum
Lineage: Eukaryota; Viridiplantae; Streptophyta; Magnoliopsida; Myrtales; Myrtaceae
Product: disease resistance protein L6-like
Exons: 7
Coding region: 1202-5275 (1357 amino acids)
Biological process (GO): signal transduction; defense response
Molecular function (GO): ADP binding
Source: RefSeq, a predicted model, not a curated record
CAAUCCUGCUGCUCCGACCACACUCCGACCACCAGGUAGGCCCUCCCGAGAAAAUAUUGGGUACCCCAAUUGAUGUCAUGUUAGCAAAAUCAUAAUUCACUCUGUAAUGAACACGUGUCGCCCGAGCCCACCUCUGUCUGGCCAAAUUUUCAGCCCAUCUCUUUGCUCUCUAUCUCUCUCUUUCCCUUUCUCUCUCUCCUCCGCUUCACUCCUUUUCCCUUGUCUGACCCCGAGUCCUAGCCACCGCCGAUGGAUGCUUGUCUCUUCGUGUGCCUCACGGUCGGGAACCUCGCACUGAAAAUCCCCGUCGCCGCCAAGCCCGCCCGCUCCACCUCCACCCGUCGUCCUCCCCCCUGCUUUCGCAAGAUCAAGCUCAAGAGCUUCCCCUUCCAAACCGUCGCUUGACCACGAGCUCGCAACCAUGGUUACUCGAGGUCGAGCUCCGUGGCCAUGGCGGCCGUGAGCCUUGGGCUCGUGCUCCGGUGCCGGGGAUGGAGAAGACAUCGGUGAUGCCGAUUUGGACGAGCUGUUGGGAGGCACACCGUCGUCGUCCGCUUUUGGUUUCCAUGCAGAAGAUAAGGAAUUGCGAGGAAGCGGCAGAGAGAAAGUGAAGAGGGAGUCUCGCGAGUGAGGGAGGGACAGGAGGGGAGAGAGAAAAUGGGCUACACACAGGAGAAAAUAUCCCUGACAAUGGGCACAGGCAACAUGUGUCCAUCACUUGAGUGGACUAUGAUUUUGCUGACAUGGGUUGGGGUCAGGCGGUCCCUCGAGCUUCUUGACUUCGGGGGUCUUCAUAUUUUAGUCGAGCCUUUUGACGUACAUAAAGGAUAUAUCGAGAGAAAUCGCAGAGCCAAGAAUUACCCAAUCCUUGAGAAGUGUUGGUCGAUCUUCUUUCACUAUAUAUGGUUGCAAUUAGCUCUUUGUACACGCAGUGGUCCAAGUGCCGGUUACUUGGGGAUUUGUAGGUGAAUUCAGUGUAGUGGAACGGCUGCAAAUUGGACUCCAUUGACGCGUUGCUUUAAUCACAAUCUGAACUUCGUCGCUCUACGCCGACGCUGACUUCUCUGUGCACCCCCAAGGUCUGAUUUUUGGCGACUCCUUCGUAUCCCAGGAUCUUCCUUCACUGAAACCUCCCAAUUAGCUCUUUUUACAGAACGGUCCUCUUCUUUGGGUGAAUACAGCUGAGAGGAUCGGGCCCCAGAUGGAACCCAAUAGAGGUCAGGCUCUAAUCACCAUCCUCGCUUUGACUGUAGCAAGAGUGUUACAAGUCUGUAACUUUUGUCUCACGAACUCAAGGAGAAAUAGGGACUUGGAGUCAAGCUCGAGAAUGGACGAUAGGUCUGGAGAAAAGGAAGAGGCGUUAAGGAGGGACUCAGAGUCAACCUCGAGAACCGACAAUGCGUCUCACGAAGAGUUCGAUGUGUUGCUGAGUUUUCGGGGACCGGAUACUCGCAAUGGAUUUGCCAAUUGCCUCUACCAUCGCUUGAGAGAUGCUGGAAUCCGCGUUUUCUUGGACAAUGAAGAACUCCAAGUCGGUAAAGAAAUUGGUGGAGAGCUUUUGAAAGUACAUGAAAAGUCUCGAAUCUACAUACCUAUCUUCUAUAAGGGUUACGCUAACAGUUCGUGGUGUCUCCGUGAGGUUGCACUCAUGGUGGAAUGCACCUCAACAUCAGAUGGGAAGAAAGAGAUACUUCCCAUCUUUUACGACGUGGACCCUAACGAUGUUAAGCUCAAAACUGAGUUGUAUAGAAAAGCCAUACCCAAGCACAAGAAGAAGUUUGGCUCUGAUGAAUUGAAGCGGUGGGAAAAGGCCCUUGUUGAGGUUGCACAUUUAAAGGGGUGGGAUCUUAAAGGCAAAGGCCACGGAGAACAAAUUGAAUUGAUUGUUGAAGAGGUUUCCCGUAAGCUUAAUACUAGACACAUGAUUGUGACUGAACAUUUUGUUGAAGAUAGUGCUCAAAUGGAAGGCAUAAUGAAAUUGUUGGAUGUUAGCUCUGGCGGUGUACAUUUUGUUGGUAUCCAUGGCAUGGGUGGUGUUGGAAAAACAACUCUUGCCAAAGUCAUUUUCAACGAACUAACUUUUCACUUUGAACGUUGUAGUUUCCUUGAAGAUGUUCGAGCUUCAUCGCAACCUCCUGGUGGCCUUAUAGAAUUGCAGAAAAAGCUUUUAUCAGAUUUGGCUGGUUAUGGGAUUGCUAAUCAAAUUAAAGAUGUUGAUGGUGGGACUACAAUGAUAAAAAAAGCAUUGAGUAGUAAAAAAGUACUCAUCGUUCUUGAUGAUCUAGACAAGAAAGAGCAACUCGAAAAACUAGCCGGAAAAUCUAAUUGGUUUUGUUCUGGUAGCAGAAUUAUUAUUACAACUAGGGACGAAAGCAUCCUAAUGACUCAAGUGGGCUCAUCUAGUAAAAAGGUCCUCAACCAACCCAAAGGAGUUUUGCGUUAUGAAGUUCAAGAAAUGAGAUUUGAUUUAGCACUUCAUCUGUUUUAUAAGCAUGCAUUCAGAAGUGACUCUGUUAUAGAAGAAUAUGAUACUCUUUCAAGAGAAAUUGUUUGUACAGUAGGCAUGCUUCCUUUGGCCGUUGUGGUGAUAGGGUCCAAUCUUUUUGACUGGGGCAAAGAUUUGGGGCGUUCGGAUAAAAGAGAAGUAUGGGAUGAGACGCUGAAGAAGUUAAAGGAAAGCCCUUUUGAGGAUGUUCGAGAUACAUUAAUGAUAAGUUAUGAACGAUUAGAGGAUAAGCACAAAGAAGUAUUUCUCGAUAUAGCGUGCUUUUUCAUCAAUGCCGACAGAACAUAUCCGGUUAUAAUGUGGAAAGAUUGUGGAUACUUUCCUAGCAUUGCAAUGAGGGUUCUCUCUCAGAGGUCCUUGAUCAAAAUUAGAGAUGAUAAUAGGUUUUGGAUGCAUGAUCAAGUUCGAGAUUUUGGAAGGUACAUUGUUCUUCGAAGAUAUCCGCGCAAGUUUUGUAGGGUUUGGAUUCGUGAGGAUGCCCUCAAACUACUGGAGGGGAAAAAGAGAAAUGAAGAUGUUGAAGCAUUAAGCCUGGCUUCCAAUGGCUAUAGCCGCAACAUUGCAUCUGAAGAAUUAGCUGCUCUACCAAAUCUAAGGUUCCUUCGAGUGAAAGGCAUUGAUUUUUUUGGCAACUUCAAGAAUCGUCUUUCAAAGCUAACAUGGUUUUCUUGGGAAAUUACGAGUAAGGAAUUUUAUGCGGAGAGUUUUCAUUUUACUAGUUUGGUCGUGCUAGACCUUUCAAGAAGUGAUAUCGAAGAUGACUGGGGUGGGUGGAGCCAAAUCCAGAUGACAGAAAAAUUAAAAGUUUUGGAUUUAACGGAUUGUACAAAAUUGAGGAGGACACCCGACUUCUCUAAUUUCAUGUCUUUAGAGACAUUAAUACUUGCUCGGUGUACCAACUUAAUCACCAUUAACCCCUCGAUUUCUAAGCUUCAACUCCUAAAGACUUUGAAUAUCAAAGGGUGUAGUUCUCUUGGGGAGUUGCCUGAGGAAGUUGGUUCUCUACAAUCUUUGAAGCAUAUCGUCAUGCCACAAAAUUUUCAACCCUUGAAGCUUCCGGAGAUAUUUGGCAAUUUGAUAUCUCUAUCGAGUUUUAGAUUAAACGAACACCCUAAAAUCCCCAAACUUCCAGACUCAAUUGGAGGGGCGACGAAUCUUACCAGCAUAACUUUGCGUGGGUGCGUGGGGAUAAAGGAACUUCCAAGCUCAAUUGGGGAGUUAAAAAUGUUGGCAGAGUUGGAUGUAUCAACAUCAGGUGUAAUUGAACUACCCGAUUCUAUCGGAAACUUAAAGAAACUAAGGGUGUUGAGGUUAUGUAGAUCACAGAUAAAGGAGUUUCCUCAUACUAUUGGAGGACUGGAGAUGCUUGAAGGCUUAUAUGCCCACAAAUCCUAUGAUCUAACAGACAAAAACUUGGAGGAAAUUGGGAAACUAAUCCAUUUGAAGACAUUGGACUUAGCAUUUACUAGUGUUUCUAGAUUGCCUCUAGAGAUAAGUCGUCUCCAUCUCCAAAAUCUUAAAGUGGGUUCGAUUGAGCUUCGACAUGUGCCGGCUCUUCCAUCAAGUUUGAAAUUCCUUGCAGUUCAAGCUAUGGACUUCUCUCUUGUCCCUCACCCCUCAAGCAUCACCGAUUUAGAACAUCUAGAAUUAUAUAGAUUCAGCAAUUUGAGAAUUAGAGAACACUCUACUAGGCUGGACUAUGACUCAAAACUCAAAGCAGCUUUGAUGAGGGAGCAACCGUCCUAUCAGCUUCCAUCUCAUUUGUUGACCUUGAAACUCAGGAGUAUUAGUCCAUUGCCACAUUUUUCUAACUUAUUAAAUUUGAAGGUUUUGCAUGUAAUUGAAUGUCCAAUAUCACACCUACUUGUCACUCCAGGGCUAACACAUUUGAGGGAAUUGCACAUAAGUAGAUGUGAAUCCCUUGAAGAAAUACCCGGUCUAUCACUCUUGAAGAGUCUGGAGCGCUUGGAACUGAAAGGCUUGAAUGUGCUAGUUGAGAUUCAAGGUUUGGCAGAACUGCAAUCUUUGCAAUACCUCCUCCUUUCCGGUUGUGAUUUACUAGGAAAGUUACCCAACUUGAAUAAGUUGGGUAAGCUACAACAUCUAGAGCUAGAAGCUUGUCCAAAUUUAAGAGCCAUUGAGGGCAUGGAGGGCUUAGAAAGCUGGGUGUUAGAUAGUCGUGGCCGCACAAUCCUUGAAAGAAUGCCGAAUAUUUCAAGAUCGACUUGGCUUUCCCACAUAUUACCUAUGUAUGAUGUGUUCUUCAGUUUUAAGGGACCAGACACUCAUUUUAGCAUUGUCAAUUAUCUUCACUAUUAUAUGUUACGUGAUCGAGUUUCUGUUUAUAGUCAUGACGAUGACUUGAGGUCCGGUGAAGGGAUUGGGGAAGAGAUUCUACAAGCACUCACUAAUUCCAAUAUCUACAUACCCGUCUUCUCUAGAAACUACGCUUCCAGUCAUCGGUGUCUCCGCGAACUUGCCUACAUGGUAAAAUGCACAUCCGAAUCAAAGGGGAAAAGAAGAAUCCUCCCCAUUUUCUACGACGUGGAGAUUGAUGAUGUUAAGCUCGAAACCGAUAUAUACAAAAACGACCUAGACAAGCAUCGGAUGAACUUCGACCACAACGAAGUGAAGUCAUGGAAAGAGGCCCUAAUUGAGGUCGCAGCAAUGAGGGGUUUCGUCUGGAAAAAUAAUAGCUACGAAGAAGUACUUCAAAUAAUCAUUUCAGAGGUUUUUAGAGCAAGGAAAUUGUUAGAUGUUGACUCCUGAAGCCAUCUUUUGGUCGGUUGUCAAAGAUCUUCAGGUUACGGUGGUUUGAGAAAUCAAAUCAACAAUUAGAUCGUCAUUUUGAUAUCCAUUAAAUUUUGUCUUUCCAACUAAAAUGAAUUGUCCUUCAAUUGUAUAUUGCUGCAGCUACGAAGAAGUACUUCGAUUAAUUAUUGCAGAGGUUUUUACAGCAAGUAAAUUGUUAGACGUUGACUCCUGAAGCCAUCUUUUGGUUCGUCAUCAAAGAAAAGGUGAAUGGAUUUGCUAUCAAUAUACUAAAAUUUUCCCCAACUGCAUUCUAUUUCAAUUGUUUAGAGGAUCUAGAUAUUUCAUUAAUGAAAUUGGUUUACGAUGCUAAUGCUUAGGUGCAUUAUUUACAUGGUUAGCAUAUUUGUAUGAACGAGUAUAUCGGU